AUGCCGAAACACGGAGUCAACCCAGAGGGGGUAUCAGAACCGCUCCCCAAGCGUACAAAGUCAGAAUUUGCAUCAUCAUCAGGAUCACAAGGCCCUGCAUUGGAGCCGGCGACCUCGAUCCAAAUUCCUUCUUUGCAUGCCAAUACCAAAUGGACACUCGCUACUAUCGAAAGAACGCGGCCACCACUCCCGGAAAUUCUGGACCCGGCACUCAAGAAGGCGGCACUCACACAUCCUGGUAAAGCUAACAACGAUCCUGUUGCAAGUUAUGAGAGGCUGGAGUGGAUUGGUGACGCCUACCUUGAGCUCAUCGCCUCCUCCUUCAUUUACCAAACUUUCCCAACUUUGCCGGCUGGUAAAAGCGCACAACGGCGCGAGAUGCUCAUCCGCAACACCACACUAGGCGAGUUCUCCGUCUACUACGGCUUGGACAAUAUGGCCGAUAUCCCCGAAGAGUUCAACAUGGAAGGCAGAGUUGGUGGCACGAAUGCAAGCCAGAAAGUCAGAGUCAAGAUUCUCGGAGACCUUUUCGAAGCCUAUGUGGGAGGUGUGAUUCUCUCUGAUCCUGCCAAUGGGAUCCAGCGUGUUUCAGACUGGCUCAAGGCUCUCUGGGGUCCUCUUAUGGCGGAGUAUAUCCGCGAGGAAGAGAAGAAAUCCAAAAGUGGCCAAGCGCAUGAUCCCAAGACCAUACUCGAAGCUGCCAUCGGCGCGAGGGGCGUCAAGAUUGAGUAUAAAGACCUCCCUUCCAAAAACCUCAAGGACAGGGGAACCAAGUUGCCUCUUUUCGCCAUUGGCUGUUUUAUGACAGGCUGGGGCGAGACCAACCUGCAACUCGGGUUCGGAAGUGCUUUGAGCAAGAAGGAAGCUGGGCAGAAAGCGGCUCAGAUGGCCUUGGAGAACAAGAAGCUGCUCAAAAAGUUUACGGACAAGAAGGCGGAGAUGAAGGCCGCGCGGGAAGCCCAGUUGCAGCUGGCAGGAGUAACGUAUCCCCUGAAGAAUAAACCUUCCGCACAGGAAAGCACUGGCGAUGCAUUGUAG
Sordaria macrospora k-hell is the source of this 1038-nucleotide messenger RNA. RefSeq lists its product as uncharacterized. The record is from RefSeq and is a predicted model, not a curated record. Gene Ontology annotation, biological process: U4 snRNA 3'-end processing; termination of RNA polymerase II transcription; rRNA processing. Gene Ontology annotation, molecular function: ribonuclease III activity. Gene Ontology annotation, cellular component: nucleoplasm; nucleus. Lineage: Eukaryota; Fungi; Ascomycota; Sordariomycetes; Sordariales; Sordariaceae.